Messenger RNA from Macadamia integrifolia, 2267 nucleotides. RefSeq names its product L-type lectin-domain containing receptor kinase IV.2-like. Bases 103 to 2082 code for a protein of 659 amino acids. Gene Ontology annotation, cellular component: plasma membrane. The transcript has a single exon. Gene Ontology annotation, molecular function: ATP binding; protein kinase activity; carbohydrate binding. The record is from RefSeq and is a predicted model, not a curated record. Lineage: Eukaryota; Viridiplantae; Streptophyta; Magnoliopsida; Proteales; Proteaceae. Gene Ontology annotation, biological process: protein phosphorylation.
AAGAUGUUGAUAUAGAGAAGGGCUUGAGUCUUCACUCACAAGAAUGAGAGCUAGAAGUUAGUUACUCAACCUGAGAAGAAGGGAAAAAUAGAGUGCCAAACAAUGUUUUUCAAGUACUUGCUAUUCUUCCUUCUCCUUAGCAGAUUUAGUGCAUCACAACAAGAAGAUGUUGGUUUCACCUACAAUGGCUUCAAAGGAGUUAACAUGAGCUUGGACGGGUUAGCCCAGAUUACAGACAAUGGCAUCCUACUGAUGGCAAACACCACAAAGAGAGAGGUGGCUCAUGCCUUCUAUCCCCACCUAGUUUCCUUCAUUAAUUCGUCUAGUGGUAAUGUUCUCUCCUUCUCAACCACUUUUGUAUUUGCUAUGUCCUCUGAGUUACCAACACUAGGAGGUCCUGGAAUCGUGUUUGUGAUCUCACCCUCCAGAAGGUUCCCUGGAGCUCUCCCAAGUAGUUAUCUUGGCCUCUUCAACACCACUAACAUUGGUAACUCAUCCAACCAUGUAGUUGGAGUCGAGUUGGAUACCCUCCAAAACACAGAGUUUAAUGACAUCCCUGAUAACCACGUCGGUAUUGAUAUUAAUGACUUGAAAUCUGUUAAAGCUGCUCGGGCAUCUUAUUUUAGUGAUCAGGAGAAUCGACGUGUGAACCUCAACCUUAUCAGUGGACAUCCCAUGCAACUUUGGGUGGAGUAUUCUGGUUCAAAGAAGCAACUUAAUGUGACAUUAGCUCCAACUAAUGUCCCUAAACCAACAAUUCCACUCUUGUCAUUGAAAAUUAAUCUUUCACGGUUCAUGGUAGAUCCCAUGUUCGUGGGCUUCUCAUCAUCUACUUCUUCCUUGGCCGUAUCUUAUUUCGUGUUGGGGUGGAGCUUUAAGAUCAAAGGGAAAGCAAAAGAACUCUCUCUCUCCCAACUUCCUAAGCUUCCUCGAAUGGGACCCAAACCAAAGCCUAAAAUUUUUACCAUUGGAUUUCCUGUGAUCGGUGCUAGUUUGGUGUUAAUAUUGAUCUUCAUCAUCCAAUUUAUUGUUGGAAGGAAGAAAAAGUUCGCAGAAGUUCUUGAAGAUUGGGAACUUGAAUAUGGACCUCAAAGGUUCAGAUAUAAAGAUCUCUACAUAGCAACCAAAGGGUUUAAUGACAAGGAGCUUCUUGGUAUAGGUGGCUUCGGUAAGGUUUACAAAGGUAUAUUGCCCACCUCAAAAGAAGUUGCAGUGAAGAGAGUAUCACAUGAUUCAAGACAAGGAGUCAGGGAAUUCAUUGCUGAGAUUGCCAGCAUCGGAAAACUGCGGCAUCGAAACAUAGUAACACUCUUGGGCUAUUGUCGACGUAAAGAAGAGCUCCUUCUAGUGUAUGAUUUCAUGCCCAAUGGAAGUCUAGACAAGUUCCUCUUUGAUCAGUCCACAACAAAGGCGAAAUUGAGUUGGAAGCAAAGAUUUCAAAUAAUCAAAGGUGUGGCAUCCGCAUUACUAUAUCUUCAUGAAGAAUGGGAACAAGUAGUGGUUCACAGAGACGUCAAGUCCAGUAAUGUGAUGUUAGACAAGGAGCUAAACGGAAAACUGGGUGAUUUUGGGCUCGCAAGAUUAUAUGAUCGUGGAGAAGAUCCUAAAUCCACCCAUGUGGUGGGAACAUUUGGUUAUCUUGCACCAGAACUUUCAAGAACUGGCAAAGUAAGCCCUACUAUGGAUGUGUUUGCGUUUGGGGUUUUUUUGCUAGAAAUGGCUUGUGGUAGGAGGCCAAUAGAGCCUCGAGCAUCAGAAGAAUGUAUUGUGUUGGUGGAUUGGGUGAUCUCAAGUUGGAAUAGUGGGACAAUUCUUGAUACUGUGGAUCCCAAAUUGGAAAUGAAUUAUGAAGUGGAAGAAAUGGAGUUGGUGUUAAAACUUGGAUUGCUUUGCUCCCAGUCAAUUCCAACUGCAAGGCCAUGUAUGCGACAAGUUGUGAGGUAUUUGGAGGGAGAGGUUCCACAACCAAAGCUGCCAUCUCUGAGGCGGAGCGUUUCUGCACCUUCAGAAGGUCCUUACCUGCUUGGGAAUUCAUCGAGUCCAUCAUCGAUUGCAAAUUCUGUACUCUCAGGAGGACGUUGAUUCUGUAGUCUAUGUGACCCAAACUAGCAAGGCCAGGCCUUUCCUGAUAACAUGGACUGAGCCAAGUCAUAUCUAUGAAGCCUAUGAGCUCUCUAUAGUUGUUUACUGUAAGUUAAUUCUUUGGAUGAAUAAUUAUUGUAAAGUUCAAUUAAGGGGUUUAGUCGAUUUCUAUUUUUACUACCAAA